Molecule: messenger RNA, 450 nt
Organism: Euleptes europaea (tarantolino)
Lineage: Eukaryota; Metazoa; Chordata; Lepidosauria; Squamata; Sphaerodactylidae
Product: histone H2A-beta, sperm-like
Exons: 1
Coding region: 1-450 (149 amino acids)
Cellular component (GO): nucleosome
Molecular function (GO): DNA binding; protein heterodimerization activity; structural constituent of chromatin
Source: RefSeq, a predicted model, not a curated record
AUGCCUCGCAGCCAGUGUGAUACGGAGAGCUCUGAAGAUCUGGAGCCCUCUUGCCGAGGUAGGAGGCCCAAAACCUCCCGGUCUGGCCGAGCCGGGCUGAUAUUCCCAGUGGGCCGUAUUGAAAGAUUCCUGCGGACGGGAGACUAUGCUGAGCGGAUUGGAUCGGGGUCUUCAGUUUACAUGGCUGCCGUGCUCCAGUACUUGACAUAUGACAUUGUGGACAUUGCUGGAAAUAUUGCUGCCAAUGAUCACAGGCGCCGGAUUGCCCCCCGGCACUUGCAUGAGACCAUCAGUUGUGAUGCUGAUCUCCAACAGCUGCUUGGAGGCAUCAUCCUCCAACAGGCGAAAGCCACAUCGAAGAAACUACCAGCGGCCACCUCCCGGAGAGGGAAGGGCAAGAAGACUGCCCACUCUGUAAAGAGAAGGCGUAAUGGUGCUGUUGCCGCUUAA